Molecule: messenger RNA, 6345 nt
Organism: Carassius gibelio (silver crucian carp)
Lineage: Eukaryota; Metazoa; Chordata; Actinopteri; Cypriniformes; Cyprinidae
Gene: grk6
Product: G protein-coupled receptor kinase 6
Exons: 16
Coding region: 174-1901 (575 amino acids)
Biological process (GO): regulation of signal transduction; protein phosphorylation; signal transduction
Cellular component (GO): plasma membrane; cytoplasm
Molecular function (GO): ATP binding; G protein-coupled receptor kinase activity
Source: RefSeq, a predicted model, not a curated record
UUCUGGGCGGGGAAUCAGAGGAGCGAAACGGCAGAGCGGAGAGUCAUUUAGGGUUAAUAAUAUUCCGCCGUGGGGGGGAGCGGGGGAGGACAUACACACAGACAGACACACACAUAAACUGCCAACCCGGCGACGAGGUUGGGCCUGCGGUGCCUGCCUGCAACCCAGGAAACAUGGAGCUCGAGAAUAUCGUGGCCAACACUGUUCUGCUGAAGGCGAGAGAAGGAGGGGGUGGGAACAGAAAAGGCAAGAGCAAGAAAUGGAAACAGAUGCUUCAGUUCCCUCACAUAAGCCUGUGCGAGGAGUUACGUCAGACUAUAGAGAAAGACUACAACAGCCUUUGCGAGAGGCAGCCAAUCGGACGCUUGCUAUUCCGGCAGUUCUGCGACACCAGGCCGGAGUUGAGGCGCUGUGUCAAAUUUUUGGAUGCUGUGGCGGAGUAUGAAGUUACGCCAGAUGAGAAGAGAAAGGACUAUGGACAGGAGCUCUUAGACAAGUACCUCAGUCAGAAGUCAGAGGACCAUGUCCCUGAGGUAACAGAGGAGAUGGUGACUAAGUGUGCAGAACGCUUGCAACAGGAGGCAUGUAAAGAGCUCUUCAUGGAGUGCACCAAACUGAUCCAUGACUUCCUUAGCAUGGCCCCCUUCGAUGACUACCUCGAUAGUAUGUACUACAGUCGCUUCUUACAGUGGAAAUGGCUUGAGAGACAGCCAGUCACAAAAAACACAUUCCGUCAGUAUAGGGUUUUGGGAAAGGGAGGCUUUGGCGAGGUCUGUGCAUGCCAGGUGCGGGCCACAGGAAAGAUGUAUGCCUGCAAAAAGCUGGAGAAGAAACGCAUCAAAAAGAGGAAAGGAGAGUCCAUGGCACUGAAUGAGAAGCAGAUUCUGGAGAAAGUCAACAGUCUGUUUGUUGUGAGUCUCGCAUAUGCAUACGAGACGAAAGACGCCCUGUGUUUGGUGCUCACGCUGAUGAAUGGAGGGGACCUGAAGUUCCAUAUCUACCACAUGGGAGAUUCAGGUUUUGAGGAGAAUAGAGCCGUGUUUUAUGCUGCUGAGAUCUGCUGUGGGUUAGAAGACCUCCAUCGCGAGAGGAUAGUAUACAGGGAUUUGAAGCCAGAAAAUAUACUACUGGACGAUCAUGGUCAUAUACGUAUAUCAGACCUGGGCCUGGCUGUGUAUGUACCAGAAGGUCAGACAAUCAAAGGACGGGUGGGAACUGUAGGGUACAUGGCCCCAGAGGUAGUGAAGAAUGAGCGUUACACAUUCAGUCCAGACUGGUGGGCUCUCGGCUGUCUUCUCUAUGAGAUGAUCCAGGGCCAAUCACCCUUUCAGCAGCGCAAGAAAAAAAUCAAGCGUGAAGAAGUGGAGCGGCUAGUGAAAGAGGUGGAGGAAGAAUAUUCCAGCAAGUUCUCAGAGGAUGCCAAAUCACUCUGUCAAAUGCUGCUAGCCAAAGACCCUAAUGAGAGGCUUGGCUGUCAGGGGGAUGGAGCCACAGAGGUGAAAGACCACCCUAUUUUUCGUUCCAUCAACUUCAAGCGACUUGCAGCAGGCAUGCUCGAAGCACCCUUUAUUCCAGAUCCUCAGGCCAUCUACUGUAAGGAUGUGUUGGACAUCGAACAGUUCUCCACAGUGAAAGGGGUGGAGCUGGAGCCCAAAGACGACUCCUUCUACAGCAAAGUAUCCACUGGAAGCGUUCCCAUCCCCUUUCAAAAUGAGAUGAUAGAGACGGAGUGCUUUAAAGAACUUAACAUCUUGAAUUUGGAUGGCACUGUGCCCCCUGACCUGGACUGGAGAGGUCAACCCUCACCCCCACCCAAACAGGGCUUACUGCAAAGACUCUUUGGCCGGCAGGACUGCUGUGGAAAUUGCAGCGACAGUGAGGAGGAGCCCACACGGCUGUGAAGGCGUGGCCUGGUUGUGGCUCCUCCCCUACACCACUGAGGAUCUCAUUUGUUUACAGUUUUUGCACAUUUGUAUUUUUAAGAUAGCUCUAUAUAAACAUUGGAAUGUAUAUUUUCACUAUAUAACCAUGCAGUGUAUCGUAUUUAAAGUCAUCGAAAUUAAAAGGACAGAAAAUUAUUAUUGUCCUUGACGUAUGGAAAGGACACAUCGUUCAACACUGCUCAAGUCUCAAACCCGGUUGACCCAACCGAUCCUGUACAUUUCUUCAGUAUGUCUUGCAGCCUCUUUGUGCUUUUUUCUUUUUUAGUUCUUGUACAAUUUCACACACACAUGUACAGUAUGCACUCUGAAUAUUUUUUGUUUUAGAUGCGGGGACAAAGGAAAUUUGCUUAAGCAGAUAUUUUUAUAUUUAUAUUUUGAAUUUUAUUUUCUUAUGGUAAUCUCGACAAUCAAAUGACACCAUUUGUAUAAAAACAGUGAUAAAUGUGCAUUAAUAGAAUAAAAAAAAAAAGCAAAAACAGGAAGUGACUAUAAAACAGAGGGAAAUUUUAACAUCAUAAAUUCUCUACCAGAAGUCUCAAAUGUGUAAAGUUACUUAGCUAGAGAUACCUAGAAAACCAAAUAGACGUGACUAAAGUGCAUAUAUGUACAAUAACACCUGCUGACAGUUGUACCAUGUUGUAAAUAUGCGACACUCAUCUGUAAAGUCUUCAGCGCCGUCUUCCUGCUAAUUCUUCUCUGGAUAAUUAGGUAAAACAUCCUGAUUAUAGUACUGUGUGACCCAGAUGUUACAAAAUGUGUCAAAUCAUGAGGCAUUAUUUUCCAUUUACGAUAUAUUUCACAACAUGACUGGUAACAACAUGACAGUAAUUUGUCAUUCCAGCUAUGAAGACCGAAAGACUUUAAUUAAGGUCUGUUUCACACUGCACACGUAAGCAGAGCGUAAGCAGCACAUAUUUUCUUGUCGCUCAUGUUAACAGAUUUGAACAUUCAUACUGGAUGCUGAGGCGAUGCGGUAAUGCAUAGCAGAGCAGAAGCAGCAGUGCCACAAAUAUUUGCUUCAUUGCUCACACAGUAUUUUUGGGCAAAAUAUGCAUGUUGACAUGAAAAAUGAACAAAUUUACCAUAAAAUGAUAAAAGUGAUGUCUAUGUCAUCAAAUGACUGCGAAAAAAAUUUUUUAAAUCCCUUUUUUUUUUUUUUUCUUUGUUUGCCCAAACCUCAGAGCAUGUUGAAAUUAUUACAGUUUUUCUCAAUCGAUUAAGCACCUAUCCUCAACUCAGGUCACUGUUCUCAAAACAGUUAAUACAGUGACCUAAACACUGUAUAAAUGUCCUAAACAAAACAGUUGUAACACAGUACAAAACUUCAUAUUCACGAGAAGGAGGAGGCGGGAACCGGCGGACAAUCAAAUUACAUUUUAAUAAUCAAAAUAAACACAAAACAGCUCGGCAGCUCCUCACGGACAACUGCUGCGCACAAACCAAAUCAAAACACAAAAAAAAGUCCAGGCCUGGUCCUCUCUCGUCCUUCGCUGUCGUCGCUCCUGUUUUAUAUCCUUUCAUCUCCUCGGUGGGACUCGAGACCUCGCUCCGUUCCCACGGCUCUCGGCCCUGACCCACUCGCCACAUAUAUAUUUAUUUAGAUUUACACAAUAUAUAUAUAAACAACUCUUUGCAAUAAACAUGCAUUUUCAUUAGCAUAUUUGUGUAUUUACAGCUGAAUGUGUUUUAUAAUCAAUAUAGAACACACCUAUAGAUUUAAAGUUAAUAUUUAUUUUUAAUAAAUGAAUUACUAGAAAAAAUAGCAUUGCUUCAUUUUGCAGUAAAGUUGAAAUAUUUGGUUAAGAUAAUUUUGAUGGCUGUGCUAAUUGUUUUGAGAACAAGUACAUUGCGUUGGAGAAAAGUGUCAAAUCGAUUGAGAAACCCUAAAUCUUUAAGGGUUGGUUCACUGAAAGUGAAAAUUCUGUCAUUAAUUAUUCACCCUCAUGUCGUUCCGCCAUUUUCCGCUAUUCAUAUGCACAGCUUUCGAACUGCUAUCGCUCUGCUUAUGCAUCCAGUGUGAAACAGCACGUCAUCAUAGCUUAACAGUUCAACAUGCUAAUAGACCAUAGAAAUCUUACUUAACGUUUUUAGAGUAGAUAUGCGCAAUUUUAAUGGGCUCUGUAUCAUUUAAUUGCUGCUUUUUUAUAUGUAGGUCAAACAGAAAUUAAUUUGCCAAAAAGAAAUGUUUUGUGUUAUGUAUCCCCUGCAAUCACAAUAAGCUCUUUACAUUUUCAGUUGCUUGGAAACAUGAUGUCUUGGGAACUUUGUUGUAAAUUUGAUCUUGAUUGAUGCACUUAAGACCAAACCAGUUCCAUUGUUGUCCUCCAUCUUCAUAGAAGCUGCCUUUAAAGUAUUAAGGUACUCAUCAUUAGGGAUUUUAAUUCAAAUGUCAUAUUUUUGAGUUAGCUUAGCAUUUUGUGCGCACACUUUCUGUUGUCUUUGCUGUUGUUUUACCUCAAAUAUUACUGUGCCCUGUGGAUGUUCAUUUUUUUUUUUUUUUUUUUGAAACUUGUGAAUUCUUAUGUUGGACAUCGUAGUAACUCGCAAAAGCUUUUGGACUUUGUAUUGAAGCCUAGCUGAUUGUGUAACAUCGGUGGCCUGCCAACUCAAGGGUCUGUAAAACAGGAAGUCCAUGGAAACACCAUCAGCUAAUGGCAUGGUGGCUCCUUGACUGUCAACACAUUUCUCAUCCAUCUGGAGUUUACGUUAAUUCUCUUGGACAAACUCAAAUACAUUCCAGAUUCUAGCGCACUGUACAGUUUUUGGUUUGUUUGUUUAUUUAGCAAUAAUGGGUUUUAUAAGUAUAUCUACUAUAUAAAUGUGUAUAAAAGGAUAACAUUUUGAAUCUAGAGUGAGACGGAACUUAGUUUGACUCAAUGCUUUCCUGAGCCAGGCUUUUAACACUGUGAAGUGAUCAUUUCUUUCAUAUCUUUUGUUGCUUUUGUGCAAUGCACUGAUUUUAUUUCUGUUUAUAACUGUGUAUGUACAGUAUGUGUGCCUAAAUGCUGUAUGACUGAGUGUAUGUGUGCUUUUACCUGCACUGCAUGUGCCCGGGGUUUUUAUUUUUUAUUUUUUGCCAUUUUUAUUUUUGCCCUAAAUCAGACUAAUGUUACGUUCUAGGGGAGCUUUCAGUGUUUGUUUCUAUUCUAAGAGGAAAGAUGGAGAACUUCAGGCUCAUUGAUAAUAAUGUUAUCUAUUAUUAUUACUGCCGGUUAUUUUAAUAUCAUAGAUUUCAUGUUUACCUCAAGGCAGUGGUGGAGCUAAACUCAAAAAUUUCUUACAAAAAAGACUUGUACUGAGACGUAGACAUGCCAGUGCUUUAGAGAUCCGUUUCGAAACGAAAAUGGCAAACUUCCAGCCACAUUUGUCAGUGUUAUUAAUUCAUUUCAGUUGUCAACAAUAAAAACAGACCGUGUGAUAUGAACUCUUACAUAUUAGUACUUCUGCUGUUGUUGUUUUUUUUGUAUAAACAUCUUAGAAGCCUCAAAGUGUAUGGUGCCAGUUUAAGCAUCAUAUUCCAUUUGCAAACAACAUGCCACUGAGGGCUAUAGAAUCAAAUAUGUUUUUUUUUUGUUUUUUUAACCGUGUAUAAUGUGCUAAUUUGAGUAAAGAGUGAUGUAUAACUGGAGGAUCUGGCCACUCUAAUUUUUAUUUGUCAAUGUGCCAUUGUUAUUUUCACUUACUAUUGAGUUGUUUUGCUGAUAGUGACUUAAUUGUAAAUUUGUCAAAAACAGAUUUGAACAUAUCUGUAUUAUUUUGAAGCAGCAGUUUUUCUUUUCUUUUCCAUAAUGUGUAGAAAGUGCAUAGCCCUUUCAUUUCAGGCCAGAAGAAUGUGUUUUGUUGCAAUGAGAACUUGUCUUGUAUCGGUUUAUCCAUGUUUUUCAAGCCUUAUUUGUAUGUGAUUACAAAAAAAAGAAAAAAAGAAAAUGGUUUCUGGAUUGCACAUUGAAUACUAAUUUUUUGCUGAAUUCAAUAGUUAAUUCUCACUCAGGUUACUGCCAUCAUUAUGUAUGUUUUUAUUUGCUUCGUAUUCGUACACGGCCUUACUGAUAAAGUUGUGUCAAGUUUCUGAUUUAUAUUUGUCCAUUUUAAAGUUGCAUAAAAGACAUGCCACUUGGAAUGUUACUUAAAGAUUUUGGUGUAAAUUUGUAUUGAUGAUGAUGAUGAUGUUGAUGAUGAUGACAGUGAAGGAGUCUGUGGAAUAAACUUCUUUUCUUUUUUUUUUUGUCAAAGCACUGAAGCUCAUUUCCCUCUGUUAAGUUUCUGCUGUAUGUCUCUGGCCUGUGAAGCCUGUACAUUGCGCAUGGCCUCUCAUGCAGGUCUUCUGUGUAACAAACCGAAUUUUGUUUGUUUUCCUUUUUUCUGCAGUAGUAUUCAACUUCAAUAAAUUUUUAUUUGGUCA